Molecule: messenger RNA, 804 nt
Organism: Fulmarus glacialis (Northern fulmar)
Lineage: Eukaryota; Metazoa; Chordata; Aves; Procellariiformes; Procellariidae
Gene: ZC2HC1B
Product: zinc finger, C2HC-type containing 1B
Exons: 8
Coding region: 1-804 (267 amino acids)
Source: RefSeq, a predicted model, not a curated record
AUGAGUCAGAUACCAGGAAAGCAGUUAAAUGGAACAACUGCCCGAAGUCAAGAUCUGGUUCCUUGUACAACCUGUGGAAGGCAUUUUGCACAAGAUGUUCUGCUGAGACAUGAUCCAAUAUGCAAGAAAGUCUUCAACAAGAAGCGCAAGCCCUUCAGCUCUUUGAAACAGAGACUGCAGGGAACAGAAAUCACCACUGUGAAGAAGCAGCCCCCGCAAAAGAAACAGCCAAGGAAGAAAUGUAACUGGAGGCAGCACCAUGAGGAUUUUAUUAAUACUAUUAAAUCAGCCAAGCAAGUCACAAAAGCUCUGAAGGAGGGCCAACCUCUUCCGCCUCCUCCCCCACCAAGCAUCAAUCCAGACUAUAUUCAGUGUCCACACUGCUCACGAAGGUUUAAUGAGGCUGCAGCAGAGAGGCACAUGAAGUUUUGUGAAGAGCAAGCUGCCCGCCGUGCCUUUGCUGCAAAGACCACCGGACAGGCUUUGGGCAAGAAACCAGUGACUCGGAGAAAACCACCAACCUUAACAACUGCUGUGUUAUCGCUUCAGAAGAGAGUACAAGAAGGUGCCAAUACAGACAAACCUAGGCCAGAGACCUCUCCAGGAAUGCUGCAGAAAACCAGAAAAUCUUUGGCUGUAUCUACUGGAAAAAAACCUUCAGGAGAGUUUGGGUCUUAUGCUCUCACAAUGUGCUUCCGAUGUCCGAGUGAGGAAGAUGCCAGCAUCCAUUUCAAUAAUCACUAUGCCAGGAUGACGGUGUGGAGGUUCUUCCUUCUCCUCGAUGUUUACUUUCCCAGACCAUGA